UCCACCAGCAAUGAUCGGUGAAUCGCUUCCACUGCUGCUCCUCCUGCCUUCCAUUAUCGCUGCCUUGGGCACCCAAGUGAUCUGCUAUGACCACAAGCGCAUGCUGACCCUCAUCGAGAGGCUCAAUGGCACCGUGGACGAGCAGCUCUCGCUGGCAGCGUCCACCUGGGGCAAGCUGCGCGCCGACUACCCCAGGGAUGUGGCCAAGAUCGACGAACUGGACGAGACGAUGCAGCGGGUGAUGUGCAACAAGGACAAGAACAUCACGCUCAGUCAGCAGCUGCAGGGACAUCUCAUGCGCGAGCACAUUCGAGAGCAUCUGGAGACCAUCAACACGACGGCGCUCUUCCGGCAGGCCCUCGAGGCACCCGAGCACGAGCUGGGCAAGUGGCAGCUGGCUAUUGGGCGGCACUCGCAGCGUUUCCACUGCCUCUUCAAGCCCGAGCAGCUGCAGCAGAUCAUUGGCAGCGUGCUGAAGCGGCUGUACAGCCUGCAAGAGUCCAACAAACUGGCGGCCCUUCUCUAUCAGCUGUAUUUGACGGACAGCAGAGCGAACGAGUCCUUCCGGCUGAUGGUCUACUCCGAGCUGCUGCUCUACGAGCGCUACAAGAGCGGCGGCCAAAAGAGCACGCACUUUGACAAUUACAUGGCCAAAAUGUGGCAGAGCCUGCAGCUGGAGGAGCCCUACACGAGCCUGGAUCAAGGACUCAAACAGCGACUGGUGGAUGCCAUUAUUGACCUGUUGGGCUAUCUGUGAGGGCCAGCUCUGAGGCGGAUUCCAUUGUGUAAACUUUAUUCGGUGCAUUGAUUUUUGUGUCUGUUUGCAGCUGUGAUAAUUACAUACAAUUUAUGUUCAUUCCUUUUA
Messenger RNA from Drosophila guanche, 865 nucleotides. RefSeq lists its product as uncharacterized. Lineage: Eukaryota; Metazoa; Arthropoda; Insecta; Diptera; Drosophilidae. The transcript has a single exon. The record is from RefSeq and is a predicted model, not a curated record. Bases 11 to 757 code for a protein of 248 amino acids.